Daucus carota subsp. sativus is the source of this 537-nucleotide messenger RNA. RefSeq lists its product as uncharacterized. Gene Ontology annotation, molecular function: dynein intermediate chain binding. Gene Ontology annotation, biological process: microtubule-based process. The transcript is spliced from 2 exons. The record is from RefSeq and is a predicted model, not a curated record. Lineage: Eukaryota; Viridiplantae; Streptophyta; Magnoliopsida; Apiales; Apiaceae. Gene Ontology annotation, cellular component: cytoplasmic dynein complex. The coding region runs from base 109 to 453 and encodes 114 amino acids.
UCCUUUGUUAUGUUGUAGAGUGUUCUUUUUUCUUCUUAAAAUCUAAAAAAUUAUCAUCACCACUCAACCAUUAUCUCAUUUCAUUUUCAAUAUUUGGGCUAAUCCAGUAUGUUGGAAGGAAAAGCUGUGAUUGGUGACACCGAUAUGCUUGAAAGCACACAACAAGAUGCGCUUAAUCUAGCUGCUAAAGCCCUCGAUAUCUUUGAUGUCACUGAAGCAACUGCUAUAGCUCGUUUCAUAAAGAAGGAAUUUGACAGUACUUAUGGACCGGGAUGGCAAUGCAUCGUAGGGACUGAUUUUGGUUCAUUUGUGACUCACUGUUACGGCAGUUUCAUCCAUUUCCACAUAGGGAAUCUCGCGGUUUUGCUCUUUAGGGGUUCAGCAGGGCCAGAAGCGGAAGCAGAGGCAGAGGCUGAUCAUGUAGAAGCUCUGGAGACUGAAAGCAUAAAAUAAAAGUUUACUAUGUUGAUGUUCUUUAUGCUAGUUUAUUUGUGUGGAGUACAAUGAAAUGGAAUUCCAGUUCUUAGUGUUCUUCAA